Molecule: messenger RNA, 6355 nt
Organism: Tribolium madens (black flour beetle)
Lineage: Eukaryota; Metazoa; Arthropoda; Insecta; Coleoptera; Tenebrionidae
Product: receptor-type tyrosine-protein phosphatase alpha-like
Exons: 20
Coding region: 1239-4448 (1069 amino acids)
Biological process (GO): protein dephosphorylation
Molecular function (GO): protein tyrosine phosphatase activity
Source: RefSeq, a predicted model, not a curated record
CUCAGCCAUAUACAUCACACCAUCAGAAUCAACAUAUCAACAGCGAAGUCUGAACGAAAUAAGUAUUAAUUUAGACAAAGAAUGGGUCUCAAUAAAUGCUCACCAAUUAACGUUUGCUCCUGUUACAGACCUACGAUGGCAAAGUAAAUAUGUUAUACGUUGUUUAUUAAUGUCGAGAUGAAUUUCUUUUUCUAAUUGUGAUUCAACUUGAACCAAAGUUUAUAGCUAUUAAUAUAACGAGAAUAAUUAAGCGAUUUAUAAUAAUCGAGGGGGAUGCUAGAUGACGAGGCUAGCCGAGUCACCUCCGCUUCGUCCGAGAUGGAUUAAAUCGCUAAUAUUCGAGUUAUAUUGAAGGUUUUAUCGUAUCAUCUACUUACCUUGUGGAAACAUUUUAGAUUUGCAAGAUAAUCGAGUAAAUAGAGGCAAUGUGUCAAAUUCGGUGUCAAAAACUGAAAGAUCAAUGGAAUGUUUACUAUGAUUUUGUGCCUAAUAUAUUUUGAGUUGGUAUCUAACGUAUAAUGUCUCGUAAGGAACGUAUUAAGCGAACAUAAUAGAUGAUGAUACGAUAAAAUACAUAAUAAGAAAAAUAAGAAUAAAUAAAUAAAAGGUCUAAAAAUGUUUUUAACUCGGUAUAUCUCGGUAAUUAAGAAAGUUUUGCUACUUUUUUUUCACUAUUAAUUUAUUAAUGAUAUUAUGUAUUUGGCAUAACUUGUCAUUUCCUUAUAUUGUGUGUAUAAGUUAAGACUCACUCUGUAUAAAAGUUAUAUGUGCUGUAUUGUUGUACACAUAGGGUGUUUUAUUUAAGAUUUUAAAAGUAUUGGGAGUAAUUCAUCUUUCAUAUUUAAAAGCCAAGGACACUCCUUCUCCGUGUACACGGACCGUAUCUUGAAUUUCGAAAUUUCUGAAAAAGAAUUACUAGGUUUGAAAAGACAGUUUACAUUUCCUGACAGAAAUGUAAGAAUAAAAUUACAUAGAAGAAAAAAAAUAAUUUUAGUAAAUAGCUACCGAAAAAACAGUGGAUUCAUUUUACCACAUUAGUCAAGCAUAAUACCGUAGAGUUAUUGGAAAAUGGAAUACCGUUUAAAAAAGUUAAUCUCUUGUUUAAACCAUAUGCUAUAAAACUUCUUCAGGGCACUCUUAAAUAUCAUGAUUAUAAAUUUCAAUACUCCAAUCAAACCAACGUUGACGCUGCGACGGUUUAUGAUUUAACAUUCCUCGAAAAUGUUAAAUGUAUCUCAAUGUUUGUAUCUGUCGACAAACAUUGUCAUUUAGAUAUUGUCUUAAAAUCAGGUAAUAAAAGUACUACUGAACAUGUUGAAGGGUUUAAUGAAGAACAUUCCUUAAAAAAAUGGAUCCGAAAAGAAAUAAAAUUAGAUAUUUCCGGAAAUGCAACUCUGACAUUAAUAAAAAACCGUAAAGAUGGUAAUACAGCUGGUUUUUGGGCAAUUGAUAAAAUACAUUACUGUAAAGAACAAGAUAGUUUCUCGUUAGAAGCUCUUUCACCUGAUGUUGAAUAUAUUUGCAAUGAAUUAUAUCCAACAAAUAAAACUGGAUCUGUUUUUGAAAUAUUACAAUCAUCUGACUAUUUCGGAAAAGAGUACAAAAUAAGCUGCAAUAUUUCAGAAGAAAAAUAUCUGGAUUGUAAACAUCAUAAGAUAUGCGUGAAAAAUAAAUGUUGUUGCGCUUAUAAAAAAUCGUCUUAUAGAAAAACUUGUUCGGAAACUGAUACUAUAUCUGCUGAAUCAGUCACCUCAAUUUCACAAUCUUCUAUUCCGCCACUUAUGAUUACUAGUUUUAGUGAUGUGAACUACAACAUGAAUAAUAAGACUAAGAACAUGGAAUUACAAUCUAAAUUGAAAAGGUUAUUGAAAUAUAUAACUAAUCCAUGGGAGACAGAGUGUUUAUUGCCAAAUAUUGUAAUAUCUUCUAAAAAUAAAGAACUUGUACUGCAAUGUUCACAGAAAAAUAAAAAAUCAGAAACAUUGAUUGUGCUUUACAUCAUUACAAAGGAUGAUGGAAAUUUACGAACAUCUAAAAUGAGCGUUGGAGUAGAACAUAAUAAAACGAUUUCAGUUGAUUAUAAUCACGAAUAUACGAUUAUCUGGUCAAUUGAAGGGUGCAAAAAUGCGACAUUUAACGUGACCGUUUUCUCUUCCAUAAGGAAGCUUUCCCAGAAACCAGUUACAGAAAUUUGCUCAGAGAGAUGCACUCUUUUACUUCCCGUUUUUAGUAACAUUAGUAAAUAUAUUGUUGAUAUAUUGGUUAUAAAAAGAUAUAGAACCUACAACACCACGUUGUUGUUUGAAACAUACAAUUCUAUGAAAAAUAAUAAUGGCCUGCAGAAAGAAGGAUGGAUUGUCAACUCGACACAAUGGACAAGAGUUACAAUUGACAAUCAGACAGAUGCAGUAUACAUAAAUAUAAAUCACAGUAGUGCAGUUUUCGUAAAAAAUCAAACUUUUAUUAAUUACGUUGUUUUAAAUGACAGAAAAGAAUUAACUAUGUAUCCUAUAACAUUUGAUUGGGAUGAAAGAAAUGAAGAAAACACAUCUCUGGAAAUCACGAUUAUCGCAUUUGUAGUUCCACAGUUAUUUAUUUUUAUGACAGUUAUAGUCAUUUUUCACAAACAAAUUAAGAAAAUAUGUUUCAAAACUAGUUUAGAAAGCACUGAAAGCAGGUCCGAAAGUGUACCACUACAAAGUAUUGUAAUUAACAGUGAAGAUAUCAGAAAUAUUAAAAAAGAAAACUUUAUAGAAGUUUUAAAGUGCAAAUUAGAGAAAAACGAAUUAGAAGAAGAGUUUCUGACACUUCCAAGUGUCACGGACAAAACAACGUGGGAAGCAAUAAGAAGCUUAAACAAAAAUAAAAAUAGAGAUUUUAAACUACAUAAUUUUCCAUAUGAUCAUAAUAGGGUUAUUCUUAAAGAACUGGAAGGAGUGGGAACAAACGAUUAUAUAAAUGCUAGUUAUAUUAAUGGUUUCGAUCGUUCCAAGGCCUAUAUAGCUAGUCAAGGACCAAAAUUUUUUACACUACGAGAUUUCUGGAGGAUGAUUUGGCAAGAGAAUAUAGAAUCAAUUGUAAUGGCUACCAAUUUCAUGAAUGACAGUGGGAAUAAAGUUAGAAUUAUUUUUUUCUUAUCAUAUGAUAAAUACAUCGUUUUCUGUUUUCAGAGACUGUGUGCUGAAUAUUUACCUGCAAAUGUAGAUUCAAUUUUUGAGUGCGGCAGCAUAACUGUUACGCUAGUUAGUGAACAAAAAUAUGAAUAUUAUGUCAAAAGAAAAUUAAUAGUUCGUUAUUUCGAGUUCGAACGAGAAAUUUCCCAUAUUCACAUUAAAUGGCCAUCUGAUAAUUUUUUUCUGUAUCCAAAUGAUUUAAUGCCCGCAAUUAAACAAAUAAGAAAAAUGUACGAAAAAAGCUUGCAUCCAAUCUUAAUCCAUUCUGGAUUUGGUACUACAAGAACAGGAAUAUUAAUUUUAUGUGAUAUGGCGCUAGAAAUGCUUAAACUUGGUAAUACAAUUAAUAUUUACUACUUAACUAAGAAUUUGAGAGAACAAAGACGCAACAUUAUUAAUUCAUCGAGACAAUACAUUUUAGUUCACUUAAUAAUAUUGGAAUAUAUAAUGAAAGAAAAAUAUUUUUCAUUCAGUACUAGUAUCAAUGAUCAUCUUCAAGACCGAAAUUAUAAAAAUCAGUUGAAAUACAUCAAAAUAUUAUGUGAUUAUGAUAAAAUUGUUCGAUCUUGGUUGCCAGAAGGUCCAGAAUACAAUCUUCCCAUAGUAUUUGCUGAUGGCUAUGGAAAGUAUGAAAAAUAUAUAGUGUCACAACAGCUAAACAAAAAUGAUGUUAAUACGUUCUGGAUAUUAAUUGCUGAUAAGUGUGUAAGUUGUGUCGUGCUUCUAAACAAAAUAAAAAAAAAUUUUCAGUUGUACCCUUGCAGAAAUACAUAUGAAGAUCUUGUUAUUAAAGUAGAAUGUAUAAAUACCAAAGAAGUUUGCAGUUAUGUCUUAAGAACAAUGUCUUUGUUAAUUUAUAACAAAACUUCUAAAAUAAUAAAACAUCAAAAAAAUAUUGUAAUUUACGAGCUUAAAGAGGACACAAAACAAUCACCAAAUUUUGCUAAUAAUAUUUUGCAAUUAAUAUGUGAAGUUAAGAAGUAUAAUAAAAUUAUUGUUCCUUGCAGUGAUAGAAUUACGAUGUGUGGGGUAUUUUUAGUAUUAGCUUACAUAAUAGAAAAGUACGAAACAGAACUUAAAAUCGAUGUAGGCAAUGCCAUACGUGUUGCAAGAAGAAGUGGAAUUCAGUUUGUUAAUUCUCCGGAACAAGUAAAACUUAUACACUUAUGCAUUGUAAAAUACUUGAUAUUAGUUUUAAUUAAACAUGUUACAAGUGGUUUUAUAAAAAGGGGACAAGCUAAUUUACACCUUGUAAAGCUGACGACUAAUGAGUGACGAAAAUUGUCAAUUAAUUAUUGACACCGUUAAUUAUCACUUAUAAAACCCCGAGUGUGUUGAUUGUUUCCAGAAUUUUUUUCAAAUGAUUGUCAAAAACGUGAUUAAUUAGUUCGAGCGGAAAAAAGACAAAAAAAUGUACUGUGCUAACCCGGCGCAUCCACCAAAAGUUGAACAUAAAUCUAAUGAAGUUAUUGGUAGGUUAAAAAAAAACAUCGAAAAAAAUAAAUUUGUUUAUUAAACAAACCAACGAGUAAUAGUUAAUAGUCGAUUAAUGUACAUAGGAAGAGCACCACAAAAUUUUUUAAGUGAUAAACAAUACAAUGACCUUAACCUGUCUCCUAAACCCGUUCUUCUAAAUUAUCACAAUCUUUACACCACGACAGCGGUUUUAUUAACAUUUGUAAAACUCCAUUUCUGGAAAAUACUAUCGGCACACUUUUCCACAACGACUCCUUUUCCAUUUUCCACUCCAGCACUGCUUAGACAUUUCCCAGAAGUCGGAUUAUAAAUGGUUCCGUUUUUAUAAAAUAUCCAAAAUUGUUCCCGUUUAUGACCAUGACAUUCCGUCAACUGUACUUCUCGAACACCGAACGUUUCGGCACAAAAAUUCUCCUUCCUCAGCUCCCCUUUGAAACUCAAAGAGAAAUACUGCGACAUUGCCAAGUAUGGGUGACACUGGUACAGACCCAAUGGGCCAAUUUUAUCCUCCCCUAAUUGUAAAUCAUCCAGACACAUCCCGUAAUCAUUUUGGACUUGUCCAUGGGCGUAGACAUUCUCAUCCGGGAUGAAUUUCUCCGGAUAGACAUUUUCCAAAUACCAUUUGAAACUCUUACAUCUCAAUUUUUGCCUCAACUGUUUCCGGUGUGUCAAAUCCCCGACCACUGGAUUAUUCUCCAACGCUGGUUGGUACAUAAAAAAAAAUCUUUUAUAAUCAUCCAUCCAUACAUGGGCAAGUCUCGCUGUAUUAAUCCCAUGGGUGUCUUUAUUAUCCGGGAAGGAAUAUGGGUGAAAAUCUCGGAAAAUAUGUCCAACUCUGGAACAAGGCACCGUUUCUAGUCGCCCCCCACAUUGCCAAAUCCGAAAACUCAUUUCCAGAUUCUCCCCACCCCAACCAUCCAUCUGCUCAUCAUAUGAUCCAAUCUCCCAGAAGAAUUUCCGAUCUAUGGCAAACAAUCCUCCGGCCAUUGUGGGCGAUUUCACCGGAGUCAACUUGUAUUUAUCUUCGUCGUUCUGGAUGUCGAUCCAGGUGAAAUGACCCGACCAUGAAAAACCACCCACUUGGUACGACGUGUCCCCAUUGGUCGAAUAAGCUAAAGUGUUGGCUUCAAUCACAUCGAUGAUUGGUACAAGAACAGCGGUGUGGUCUUGCUCAAUGCGGGACAAAAGGGGCUGCAUCCAAUCAGUGGUGGCUUCACAAUGGGCGUCAAGGAAGACAAGGACAUCCCCAGUGGCGAUACGGGCCCCCUGGAGGCGAGCACGAAUCAGACCCAUGCGGGAUUUGAGGUGGAUGAGCCGGAUGCUGGUGGUUGAGAGACGAGUUUCGAUGUAGUAGUCGAGGAGGCCCUUGAGGGUCUCUAUUUAAAGAAAAAAUAAAAAAUCAGACCACUGUGAUCGCAAUUUCACACAGGCGUAUAUAUUUGGUUGCAUACUCUAGAAGUUUUUCCAAAAAAUAUUACAAAUCAAAGAAAAAAAGUCAAAAGAGUAAAGUGACGCUUCUCUCUGUUUGAUCUAAUGUUGCCAAUUUAAUUUAAUAGCAUAUUCGCUUAGUUGUUUCAACAUUUGUUUUUCAUUUUCAAGAAAAAUUGAAUAAUUACAGGUCAAGAAACUCGUUCAAAGUUUUUAUGUUGUCUGUAACAAAAUUUCAACAAGAAAAAGUGAAAUAUUAGGAGCAAAUAGUGAUUGUU